GGUAAUCCCGAGCCGGCUGCGGGGCCGCCACCCUCUGUCCGAUCCAGCUCGAGCCUGUCCUGCGAGGCCCGCCCGGCAUGUCCCCUCGGCGCCCCGUCCUACCUGGGCCAACCCCCGCCGAGAGAAGUGGCCUGGACACUGGGUGUUCAUAGGAAUGGAAGCACUGUUUCCUUGCCAGAUUCCUUAUCGCUAUAUCUCAUGAACCUACCUAAUCCUGGGGAAGAGCCUGCGUCUAAUGAUGGCAAACCUGUCACCGGUGUAGCAACAACAGUCUGAGGGGAAAAAAACAAAAAUAAAGAAGCAUUUAAGUUUAUAUUCAAAAAAGAAGUCAUUUCAACCAGCAACUUCUGUUGCACUAUUUUUCCAAGAUGAACCGAUACACAACCAUGAAACAGUUGGGGGACGGCACUUACGGGAGUGUGCUGAUGGGCAAGAGUAACGAAUCUGGGGAGCUGGUGGCCAUCAAAAGAAUGAAGAGAAAGUUCUAUUCCUGGGAUGAAUGUAUGAACUUGAGAGAAGUUAAGUCUCUGAAGAAACUUAAUCAUGCCAAUGUGAUUAAACUAAAAGAAGUUAUCAGAGAAAAUGACCAUCUCUAUUUUAUAUUUGAAUAUAUGAAAGAAAACCUCUAUCAAUUAAUGAAAGACAGAAACAAGCUGUUCCCUGAGUCAGUCAUCAGAAAUAUUAUGUAUCAAAUAUUGCAGGGGCUGGCAUUUAUCCAUAAACAUGGUUUUUUUCAUAGGGAUAUGAAACCAGAAAACUUGCUUUGUAUGGGUCCAGAACUUAUAAAAAUCGCUGAUUUUGGACUUGCCAGAGAAUUAAGAUCACAGCCACCAUAUACUGAUUAUGUAUCUACCAGAUGGUAUCGUGCCCCUGAAGUUUUAUUAAGAUCUUCAGUUUAUAGCUCUCCCAUUGAUGUGUGGGCUGUUGGGAGCAUAAUGGCUGAACUAUAUACAUUAAGACCACUUUUCCCAGGGACAAGUGAGGUCGAUGAAAUCUUUAAGAUUUGCCAAGUUUUAGGGACUCCCAAAAAAAGUGACUGGCCAGAAGGGUACCAGCUUGCAUCCUCUAUGAACUUCCGUUUUCCCCAGUGUGUUCCUAUAAACUUAAAAACUCUUAUUCCCAAUGCCAGUAAUGAAGCUAUUCAGCUUAUGACUGAAAUGUUGAAUUGGGAUCCAAAGAAGCGACCAACAGCAAGUCAGGCAUUGAAACACCCGUAUUUUCAAGUUGGUCAAGUAUUAGGCCCUUCCUCACAUCAUCUGGAAUCGAAACAAUCUUUAAAUAAGCAGGUGCAACCACUAGAAUCAAAGCCACCUUUAGGGGAUCUAGAAUCUAAGCCUCUGCUGGACAUAAACGAUCAGACGGUCAGACAGCCCCAGUCGAAAAACCGCCACCAGCCACUGCAGUCCAUCCAGCCUCCACAGAACACGAGUGUCCAGCCAGCGCCAAAGCAGCUGGGUCAACAGAAAGAGCCACAAACACUGUUUCCAAGUAUCGUCAGAAACAUGCCAACCAAGCCAAAUGGCACACUGGGUCAUAAAAGUUCAAGGAGGCGUUGGGGUCAGACUGUGUUCAAGUCUGGAGAUAGCUCGGAAGAGUUUGAGGACUGUGAUCUUGGAGCCUCCCAUUCCAAGAAGCCAAGCAUGAGUGUAUUCAAAGAAAAGAGGAAAAAAGAUUCUCCAUUUCGGCUUCCAGAAUCCGUACCCUCAGGCUCCAACCACUCGGCAGCAGGGGAAAACAAGAGCUUACCUGCUGCUUUUUCCCUAAAAUCUGAUUCUGAACUGUCAACUGCCUCAACAGCCAAACAGUACUACUUGAAGCAAUCAAGAUACCUUCCAGGUGUAAAUCCCAAGACUGUGUCCUUGGUAGCCAGUGGAAAGGAUAUAAACCCAUAUACAUGGAGUAAUCAGUUAUUUCCUAAGUCAUUGGGACCCAUGGGGGCAGAACUUGCUUUCAAAAGGAGUAACGCAGGAAAUCUUGGAAGUUAUGCUACUUACAACCAGUCAGGAUAUAUUCCUUCCUUUCUCAAAAAAGAAGUGGGGUCAGCUGGCCAGAGGAUACACUUCGCGCCGCUCGGUGCAACCACCUCAGAGUAUACCUGGAACACAAAACCUGGUCGGGGUCAGUUUUCAGGACCUACUUACAAACCUACAGCCAAGAAUCUAAACAUCAUGAACCGUGCACAGCCAGUUCAUUCGGUGCAUGGAAGGACAGACUGGGUGGCCAAGUACGGCGGCCACCGGUAGGAGUCUCAUGUGAAGCCCCACAGCAUUGCUCCAUGGAAUCCAUGCAAGUCCCCUGACCCUGGAAAAUGUCUACAGAUGUCUAUUUCUACUGAGUUCUGGAAGAAAUAUGCAGUAGUAGGUACUCUGAAGAGCAAAAACCAUCCCCUAUUUUCUUUUCUAGAAAUGAAAUGCAUUUUCUUAGCAUCAAUUGCCCACAGUGCUGAUAUAUGGGUAGGACUUUACAAAGUUUUGAAUAAAUUAUUUGCCAAAGUAUCAAGUAUUUGAUCUACAAAUUAAGUUACUAAGUAUGAUAAGAAUCUUUUUUUAAAAAGGCCUUCAGAAAGUGUUUUAAGAGUGUUUUAGUUUUCAUCUGUUAUUUGCAAAAUUAAUUUAACAUUUCAUCAGUUGGCCUCAAAGGUUUGUUUUUUAUAGCAAUUAGGCAGACUUCUGUCAGCUGUCAGUUACAGUUCUUAUUUGGCUAAGGCUCUACCCUACCAGUUUGGCAAUGGCAAAAGAUGCUCAUGUGUCAUAUGCUUUUCUACUUUGAAAUUAUGGAAGCGACGGUAAUUCCAUCUUAAGCAGGAUAUCUUUCUUAGGAAUAAAUUUAACAUAAAGAUCUCAAUAUUAUGUCACCCAAUUUUAGUGGAGAGUCUGUUGUUUGAUUUUGACCAACAUAACUCCCGUGAAUUCAUGGUGACUGUCAAACCCAAUGGCCUGAAGACUCCUAAAUCAACCAAGUCAAGGUUCUCUCAUCUUCACAUCAUUAAGAAAGAUCUUGAAACUGUGACAUGUGUUCAUCAGACUUCCAGAAUACUUUGCUUCCAUGUUCCUACUAGACACAAAAAUGAGGCAUGCCAGCUUGUCCCCCAAAGCAAACUCUUGCUGCUGCAGAUCACUGACCUGGCUCUGACCUUGACAUUUACUCUGAAGAGCAAAUGCAUUCAGUUGCUAUAGCAGUGAUUUCACUUAGUACAAUUUCUUUUGUUUUAAUUUCUAAACUGGUACUUAAAAUAUUUUGACAUUUUGAACUUGGGACUACUCUAUUUAAACCUGCCACUUUAUGGACUGGACAUUAGUACCAUAUAUUCUUUUUCAAAGAAUAAUAAUGUUAUCAACUGCUAUUUUUAUGUAUUUUCUGACUUUGUAACAAAUGCUAACGUAAUUGGUGGACAUCUUGUAUCUUGUGGACAUUAUCCAAAGACACCAUAAAAUGAUAGUAAUAUGGUAUUUUUGUAUAGAAAAUUCAGCUCACCUUGUUGAAAAAUUUUAAAAUCUGAAGUUAUUUAUGUUGAUGGUAAUAGUUAUAUAUAUUUGUACAGUUUUCAUUAAUGUCUUAAAGCUAAAAAAUUAUUUUGUGUUGCUAGGAAGCUUUUAUACUUCUCAACAGAUAUUAAAAUAAAUAUGGUUAAUUGGUGUGUUUUAUACUUUUAAACUUUAUAUUUAUACUGAGGGCUAUUUGUCGUUUUCAUUAUAGACUUUUGUUUUUCUAGCAGUUUUAGGUUUAUGGGAAAAUUCACUGGAAAAGUACAGAGUUUCCAUAUACCCCUCUUCAGACCCCUUCCCCAAUUUUCCCUAUUAUUAACAUCUUGCACUAGAGUAGGAUACUUGCUGUAACUGAUGAGCCAGUAUCAAUACAACUUUAGUCCAUAGUUUACACAUUAGGGUUCAUGCUUUGUGUUGUUUAUUCUGUGGGUUUAACAAAAUACAUAAGGGCAUGUAUCCACCAUUACAGUAUCCUAGAGAUUAGUUUCACUGCCCUAAAAAUCCUGUAUUCUACCC
Messenger RNA from Zalophus californianus (California sea lion), 4001 nucleotides. It is a transcript of the gene MAK, whose product is annotated as male germ cell associated kinase. The transcript is spliced from 14 exons. Bases 369 to 2243 code for a protein of 624 amino acids. Lineage: Eukaryota; Metazoa; Chordata; Mammalia; Carnivora; Otariidae. The record is from RefSeq and is a predicted model, not a curated record. Gene Ontology annotation, biological process: intraciliary transport; protein phosphorylation; cilium assembly. Gene Ontology annotation, molecular function: protein serine/threonine kinase activity; ATP binding. Gene Ontology annotation, cellular component: nucleus; cytoplasm; cilium.